AUGGAUGAGCAACGGUGGAAGGGCAAUGCCAACGACAACGAAAACACCAACAGUUGGCCGAAUGAGACAAUGUCGAGGCACAGAAACUGGAGCGCCGCCGCCCUGGGACCCGGCCCUACCAACUUGCAUCAACCCCUCGAGCUAAGUGCAAGAUCUAGCGUGGACUCCACUGUGGCAGCUCUUGCAUCUUCUUUAGGCGUAGGUUCACAACAGCUAUUCCCUUUCACAGUCAAGACAGGCGAACGCAGAACCUGCGGACCCAAUCCCGCCAGAACGGUGACUUCAAGCCCUCCGAGGGAGGCUUCGGAGGGAUAA
Fusarium verticillioides 7600 is the source of this 315-nucleotide messenger RNA. RefSeq lists its product as hypothetical. The transcript has a single exon. The record is from RefSeq and is a predicted model, not a curated record. The coding region runs from base 1 to 315 and encodes 104 amino acids. NCBI's taxonomy places the organism in Eukaryota, Fungi, Ascomycota, Sordariomycetes, Hypocreales, Nectriaceae.